GGCCCCGGCACGGAGCGGGCCCAUGGAGCCGGGCCGGCAGGCGCUGCCGCUGGAGAACGCCUCCAUCCUGUCCGAGGGCGCGCUGCAGGACGGGCACCGCCUCUGGAUCGGCAACCUGGACCCCAAGAUCACCGAAUACCACCUCCUCAAACUGCUUCAGAAGUUUGGCAAAGUGAAGCAAUUUGACUUUCUCUUCCACAAGUCUGGUGCUCUGGAAGGGCAGCCCAGGGGUUACUGUUUUGUCAACUUUGAAACCAAACAGGAAGCAGAGAAGGCGAUCCAGUGUCUCAAUGGGAAGCUGGCCCUUUCCAAGAAGCUGGUGGUGCGGUGGGCACACGCACAGGUCAAGAGAUAUGAUCACAAUAAAAAUGAGAAGAUCCUUCCAAUCAGUCUGGAGCCAUCUUCCAGCACGGAGCCACCCCAGUCCAACCUAAGUGUCAGUGCAAAGAUAAAGGCCAUUGAAGCCAAGCUGAAAAUGAUGGCAGAAAAUCCAGACGCAGAAUAUCCUGCAGCACCUGUUUAUUCUUACUUCAAACCACCAGAUAAGAAAAGGACUACUCCUUACUCCAGAGCUGCCUGGAAAUCCAGAAGAUGAUGCUUAUGAAUGGAUGAUGGUAGCAAGAAGCACUGCUUUGUAUACCUGGAGUCCUCCAAUGCUUUUGUACUUUUGUAGAGUGGGAAGGACAGUGCCACCUGGGCAGGGCACGGCCAGCACAGCCCUCUGCACACCUGAGGGUCUGCACCUUCUGCCUGUGCAGCUCACAGCUGAAGGCUGUUCAGAGAAAUAGGUUCCCUUCAAAGCCUCUGAUGAACACACAGGCAACCUCUCGUUAGUGUGCAUUCAUUAGCCAGAUUAGGAACAGUAACCAGCGUUGGGAGUAAAGCACAUCCAAAAAUACUCCAUUUAACUGAUUACUUUUUAAAGUAUUUUUGAACAAAAUGUAUUCCAAUUCAUGUUUUAAUGGAAGGGGAAGCACUUGGUUUUGAUUAACAUGCUGUAGUUAUAAUGGAAAAACUUUUUCAUCUCAAUAAAACUCAUUUUAAAUAGAUCUUGCAA
Messenger RNA from Zonotrichia leucophrys gambelii, 1057 nucleotides. RefSeq names its product RNA binding motif protein 18 (gene RBM18). Gene Ontology annotation, molecular function: RNA binding. Lineage: Eukaryota; Metazoa; Chordata; Aves; Passeriformes; Passerellidae. Bases 23 to 595 code for a protein of 190 amino acids. The transcript has 5 exons. The record is from RefSeq and is a predicted model, not a curated record.